GUGAGAAAACAGUUCUCGGAACAGAGAGAAAAAAGGAAGUCAGGAAGUGGCACCAACAGUUUCUUGACAUAUGUGACAACUUCUCUGUCCGUCAGUCAGUUAACGCUCUGCUCACUCUUCUGUCAGGAGACACAACCUGAAGAGACUGAAGUAAGGAUGGCAGUUUGGGACAAAAAGAUUCUCUGGGCCGUCAUGUUGGUCCUGACAGGUGCUCUGGGUCAAAGAGUGAACUAUCCAGAUCCUGUUUGUGGUGUAAAAGGAUCGACCGUCCUCCUCUCCUGCUCCUUCAACACACUGAAGUCUGUCAAUGGAAGAGAAGUUUUGAUCGAGAUCAUCAGAGUCGUCUGGUGCAAGAACCAUGAAAUCUGUAAAGGAUUGACUCCGUCUGUGUACGACAGCAAAUCAAACAUCAACAACCCUCGUUACAGAUACCUGGGAGACAAGAAGGGAGACUGCACUUUACAGAUCUCAGAUUUACAGAAGGAAGACGACGCAACUUUUCGCUUCAGAAUGGAAGCUAAUAAUGUCAGAGCAACUUUUACCGAACGAUCAGGAGUGAGAGUCACAGUCGUAGAUGGUGAUCAGAUGAAGAUAAGAAGCUCCAGAGAUGACGGAGAGUUUAAAAGAGGUGAAGCAGUCACACUGAGCUGUUCUGCUGCAAUCUGCACUAUCUACCAACUGAAGGUCACCUGGUUCAGAGAUGGCCACGCCCUCUCAGAGACUGGCCCCGCCCUCCAUCUCAGCAAUCUGACCGCAAAGGAUUCUGGGAAGUACACCUGUGGUUUGAAGAAGAACGAGCGCACCCUCUCCAUCCCGUACAGCCUGCAUGUGGAAGGUUCCUCCUUUCGUCAUGGUGUCUGUGCCACUAAUCAGUUGGUCAUAGCUCAGACGUUCUGUCCCCCGUGA
Messenger RNA from Sander lucioperca (pikeperch), 906 nucleotides. RefSeq lists its product as uncharacterized. NCBI's taxonomy places the organism in Eukaryota, Metazoa, Chordata, Actinopteri, Perciformes, Percidae. Bases 157 to 906 code for a protein of 249 amino acids. The record is from RefSeq and is a predicted model, not a curated record. The transcript has 4 exons.